Molecule: messenger RNA, 3521 nt
Organism: Prorocentrum cordatum
Lineage: Eukaryota; Dinophyceae; Prorocentrales; Prorocentraceae
Source: the annotation of a GenBank genome assembly
GGCGCCCACGGCACACACCAGCACCACGCCCUCUUCCCUCGUGGCUCAAGUCAGUUUCGAGACAGCCUGCUGCCGACCGCGACGUCGCGGCCUCGACGCCUGCCCUUUCGGCGCUCCCCCCCCUCGCCACGCCGACCGGCAUGUCCACCACGAAGCCUGCCCCGAAGGCCGGGGGCGACCCGGCCCCAGCGCCAGUGACCGUUGCCAGCAUGGCGCCCCUGCCGCGCGGCGGGCAGCCCGCGGCGGCGCCUGCCGCCCCCGAGGCAGCCGUGGCCCAGGCCGGUGCCGCCGACCCGCCGCUGAAGCCCAAGCCGCCCCCAGCCAAGGGCAGGACGGAGCUCGAGGCGCCCGCCAGGCCCGUCGCCUCGAUGUUCGAGAAGCCGGCGCCCUCCGCGGCGGAGCCGAAGAAGGGCCACGCGGACACCCCGGGCGGGCCCACCAGCAGCCACGACCCCGCCGCGACGCCGCAGAGUGGCAAGGCCGCCUCGCUCGUGCCCGGGGCUGCCGUAGCCAGCAAGGCAGCGACAGCCGCGGCACCUGCCAAGGCGUCUGCCCCCGUGGCGCGCACCUCGGCCGCCGCCGUGGUCACGGAGGGGCAGAAGCACAUCACUUCCAAGGAGCGCAUGGCAGCCACGGGCUCCGUGAUGGCGGCGGGCUCUGGCGCCCAGGCCGAAGUUCCCAAGGCCCCACCUGCGGCCAAGGCGAAGGCCUCCGCCGCGGCGCCCUCGGCCGCGGCCGCCGCGCCCACCACCGCGGCAGCGGCGCCCCCUGCCGCGGCCGCCUCCGCGCCCAAGAGCGUGCUGCAGAUGGUCACUGGGAAGCCGGAGCCGGCGCUGGUCUCGGGCACGGGCUACCCGAAGGCGCAGCCCAGCCUGGCAUCCGAGACCAUGGGUCCUGCUCGAGCGUACGCGAAGUCGGCCGCGGCGGCCGUCGCGGCUGUUCCAAAGAGCGCCGGGGUGCCGCAGGAGGGGCCCGCGGCGGUGGCGGUCGGCCGUGCUCUGGCCGCUGGUGCCGCAGGCGUCAGCACCUCUGGCAAGAAGCCCACGGUACCGAUCGGCAAGAAGUACCAGGUCGUCUUCGUGACCAGCGAGGUCGCGCCCUUCUCCAAGACUGGCGGCCUGGGCGAGGCCAUGGACGGCCUUCCCGUCGCGCUCGCGGCGCUCGGGCACCGCUGCAUGGUCAUCAGUCCGCGCUACGACCAGUACAAGGACGCUUGGGACACGAGCUUCUGGAGCUCCGUCACGAUGGGGGGGAGGCAGGAGCCCGUGCACUUCUUCCACUCCUUCAAGCAGAAGGUAGACUACGUCUUCGUGGACCACCCUACUUUCCUUGAGCGCGUCAAUGGUCUGUCCGGCUCCAAGUUGUAUGGCCCGGAGUGGGGCAAGGACUUCGCCGACAACCAGUCUCGGUUUGCAUAUUUCUGCAAGAGCGCGCUGGUAGCCAUGAAAGAGUUGCCUUUGGCAGGCUACCCGUACGGCGAAGACGUGGUCGUGGUGGCCAACGAUUGGCACAGUUCCCUCGUGCCCAUGUUUAUCGACGCCGAGAAGUACGCAGACGCGACCGCCUGGAAGAACACCAAGACUUUCUUCUUGUGCCAUAACGCAGUAUUCCAGGGCCGCUUCGAGCUGGAGCCGGGUUUGGCAGAGGUCUUCGGUGUGCCACAGGAGUAUAUUGACAGCAUCACUUUCCAGAUGCCCUUGAAGGUCGGCAAGUACAACAAGAAGGUCAAGGUGGUGAACACAAUGGCAGCGGGCCUCCGAUACUGCGACCGGGCGCUCACCGUGUCGCCCUCCUACGCCUCCGAGUGCGCCGUCGACGCAGAGAAGGGCGUGGAGCUCGAGCACCUCUUCGCCAUGGCCAAAGUGACUGGCAUCCUGAACGGCGUGAAGGAGGGAGUGUCCCCAGAGGAGCCCAACUUCGUCACCAAGACCAAGAUGUGCUGCGGCACCUUCAAUGCCACCACAGUCGACGUGGCCAAGGCGCAGCUGAAGGCGGCGUACCAGCAGGAGUGCGGGCUAGGUGCCUCCCCGGGCCCCAUGAUGUGCUUCAUCGGCCGCCUGGACGCACAGAAGGGCUACGACCUGCUGCUGGAGAGCCUGAUGGAGGUGCUCGAGGACACCGAGGUGCAGGUGGUCAUCGUGGGCGCCGGCCGCGCCGACCUGGUGGCACAGACCAAGGCGGUGGAGAAGAAGUUCCCUGAGAAGUUCUACUACGCCGGCUGGAUGGGCCCGGAGCGCUACGCCCUGCUCGCCGGCUGCGAGUACACGCUGCUGCCAUCCCGCUGGGAGCCCUGCGGGCUGGUGCAGAUGGAGGCGAUGCGCAUGGGCACCCUGCCCAUCAUCGCCCCCACCGGCGGCCUGAAGGACACCGUGGAGGACGGCGUGAGCGGCCUCUGGACCGACGCGGAGAUGACCGUGGAGGCCGAGCUGGACGACGCCUCGAGCGAGUCUAUCUCCAAGGCGAUCCGUCGCGCUUGCGAGAUCCACACGAGCACUCCGAAGAAGGAGGUCGAGAUGAUGAGGGCCGCGAUGGCGGCCGCUGCGGAAUUCACCUGGACCAACUCAGCGCUGCAGUACGAGGCCAUCUUCGAAGAGGUCGGGGCCGUGGAUGUCCUCGCGGCCGCAAGGGAUAAGACGGUGACACUGGAGACGGACAAGCAGCUCGCGCUGUGGACGGAGUUGGACAGGGACGGAGCGGCGCUGGAUUCUGCUCGUGGCUGGCCUGCCGUGGCGGCCAGCUCGAGGUGGGCAGGCGUGGGGGAGCCCUCAGGCGUCCUCGAGCGAGCGGAGGUCUACGCCCUGCUCGACGACGUGGCGCUGAGGCACGGCCACCUGGACCCCCUGCCCCAAGACUUUGCGGAGUCGAUAUUCGUGGAGUUCGACCUGCACAAAACGGGCACCUGGAGCUGGAACGACUUGCGGCUGCUCGGCGGGAACGAGUACGCCAAGAUCAAGAGGAAGCUCCACCGCCACCGCAUCAAGGCCGCGGCCAACACCCACCGAAGCCGCCCAGGGAUCGGCGGCAAGUCCGUGCCAGUCAAGAAGGAGCAGACCUUCGCCGAGAGCGUGGCCUCCCUCGUGGGCGCCGCGGCUGGCGCCGGCGCGGCCGCGGCGCCCGCGCGGCUCCCGGCGAGCGCGCCGCAGGGGCCGCAGGAGACCGUGGAGCUGAUCCUCCACGUCAUGCGUGUGCAGGGCCUCCUGGUGCCCGCCGGGUCGCUGCUCUGGGACCCGCGCGUGGAGGUGCGCGUGGUGCGCGGCAACCCCCACCAGGGCGCGCAGGCCGACAGGCGGGACCUGGCCUCCCUGGAGGGGCCCUCCGUCGCGAGCGCGCACACCGAGAGCGCCAACGCCGCCACCAUGGAUCCGACGUGGUCCGACUCCGUGCGCCUGUCCUUCACCCAAGAGAGGGGGCUGUACGUGCACGUCGUGGUCGCGGACACCACUCCGAUCGUGGGCCUGGGCCCGCUGGCGGACUUUGCGACGCCCCUGGGCGACGCCCUGCGCGAGCACGAGUCGCCCAGG